UUGUUUUUUCAGCUAUUAAGAAGAUUACCGCUGUUGUUACAGACAAGAGAAUAAUUUGCGUUUUUAUUUAGCAAAUGCAGAUUGUGAAGUAAAUUACAUAAAUUUGAUAACAAGUGCGAGUUAUGUAUUUCCACUCUUCCAGAAUCGCUAGCAUGCGUUCAGUUUGUUAUGUUGUGAGUUAUAGUUAAUUGGGUAGUUUUAUGGACUCUAUUCAUUUCAAUAUGUCUGCAGCCGACGAAUUUGAGGAACCAGCCCCUACGCCAACAUAUAAUUGUAAGAGGUGCAAAAAGACUUUCUCAUGUAAAAGGGAUCAGCUUCUUCAUAAAAAAGAAGUACAUUUUCAAGCAAAAUCAUCUUAUGAAUGCAAGUUGUGCUCCAAAUUUUUCUGCAAUGGUGGCAAUUUGGAACGCCACAUGAAGGUGCAUAAUGAUGUCCGCCCAUUUGUAUGUCAUAUAUGCGAAAAAGCUUUUGCCCAAGCUGUAAACUUACAACGUCACUUUUCGGUGCAUAAUGGCGAAAGACCGUAUCAAUGCAACUUUUGUACCAAAUCCUUUACUCAACAGAGUAACAUGCAUCGCCAUCAAUUAACUCACACUGGGGAAAAACCAUUCCGUUGUAAGCGUUGUGGUCGCUAUUUCUCUCAGCGUGUUAAUCUUAAGAAGCAUAUAAUGGGUCAUUUGAAUGCAAAACCUUACGCCUGUGGAAUAUGUCAAAAAUCAUUUAUUCAACUUAGUAAUUUCAAGAAACAUUUGCAAUCUCAUGUAAAAGAAGGUGUUGAAGUAGAUAUUGCAGCUACAGUUGCAGCAGCUACAGCGGCAGCGCGCCAAAGUAUUGAGUUGGCAUCGCAACCUGUAGCUUUUGAGUGUGCAAUUUGCCGAAGUAUUUACGAUAACUUUGCAGAUUUUGAAAUGCAUGAGAGUGCCUGUACAGGUGCAGUGCAACCGAAAGUUGAAGCUCUGGACACAAAUACCUCCGUUGACAUGUACUCUCCAAUGAAGUUCGAGGUUGCACAUCUAGACACUCAUGAGAUAAUUAUUGAAACCACCCGAUAAAGUUAAUGUAUUGAAAUACGUAAUAUGCAAGUAAUGUGAGAAAUAAAUUUAAAUUGACCUAAAAUAGGCAAGAAUCAUUAAUAAA
Molecule: messenger RNA, 1137 nt
Organism: Bactrocera tryoni
Lineage: Eukaryota; Metazoa; Arthropoda; Insecta; Diptera; Tephritidae
Product: zinc finger protein 239-like
Exons: 4
Coding region: 201-1052 (283 amino acids)
Source: RefSeq, a predicted model, not a curated record